CACCAUAUUUAUAAAAAUAUAAUCGACCUUGUUCAAGUAAUUAUUAAAUAAAAUUAUAUUUUUAACUCUUUGAUUGUGCCUACAGACGUUUUUGCAACCGGAACCGCUCUCUUAUGCGAAUAGCGCCGAUCGGUGCCCGAUACAAAAUGUUUGCGUAAAACAAUUAGUGUAAAACAAUAAAACAAGAAAUUUAUUUUAAUUAUUAGGUACGUGUCGCGUCUUGCACGACUUGUGUUCGCAGUAGGCCAAGGAUUGAUUGUCACACUGUGCGGUCAAAGUUAAACUCUAUUGUUAUUAAAUCUACAAUUACAACUAUUAGAAUUCAUUAAGCUUUCUCAAUCUUCGUUAUUGAGAAAUGUAUCCCAAGAUUGCGAUAUCUAUCAGUUAAAGGACUGAUCGAAGAUAAAGAGAAAUCGAAAUAGUUGGAAGCACAUCGAAUUGCGCGCAGUGCAAAAGAGAGUGUUCACAGAAAACAACGGAAAUGUGGUUCCAACAAUUAAUUCUGACUGUAUUAGUUUUAAGUGUUAAUGGCCUCGUCCAGAAUUCAGAAGAUAUAGACGUGAACUCGUUUUCAAAUGAAAUUAAAUUAUGGACGCAGUUGCACCAUGAGAGAGAAUUAUUCAAAGAUAUGAUAAAUUCUUUGAAGAUUCCUACAGAACUACAGAACUCGGACUGGAGAACAUUUUCAACGAACGCAAGCUCUAAAAUAUGUACAAUAUGUCGUGGAAUUUUAGAAGUAUUUAUCAAUUUACGACGUAAAGGAAUGUCUGAAGAAGAUAUAAGAAAUAAAAUAAUUAAAUUAUGCAUACUGUUCAAUAUUCAAAAGGAAAACGUUUGCAAAGGAACUAUUGAUUUAAAUUUGCCUAUCAUUUUAUACAUAAUCGAUUCCAAACCAAAUUUGACGGCUACUACAAUUUGUGGUGUGGUCCUAGAAUCAAAAUCUUGUCCCUUGACUGAUCCUGAAUUUGACUGGACUAUUGAUGUUAAUAACAAUUCUCAUGCAUUACUUAAGGAAAAUGAAACACAAGACGAAAUAAAAAUUCUACAUAUAACAGAUAUUCAUUAUGAUCCUCUAUAUGAACCGAAUGGUAAUUCAAAUUGUGGAGAACCACUUUGUUGUCGAAAAGGACAAAAUAAACCUGAUAUGACUUCAUCCGCUGGCUUUUGGGGAGAUUAUAACUCUUGUGAUACUCCAUGGCAAGCGGUCACUGAUGCUUUAGAGCACAUGAAAGAUACACAUCAGGAUAUAGAUUUCAUAUACUUUACUGGCGAUAUCGUAGAUCAUGGAGUAUGGGAAACUUCAAAGGAAGGAAAUAUACAAAGUCUUACAAAAAUUUAUGAAUAUAUCCAUAGUGUUUUUAAUAAUACUAUAAUGUAUCCAAUACUUGGAAAUCAUGAAUCAAAUCCUUUAAAUCAAUUUGCACCAAAAAAUAUAACACAAAACAAUUUAACUACAAAUUGGCUAUAUAAAUUAGUGGCAGAUCUGUGGAUUGGAUAUGGAUGGUUACCAGAAUCUGCACGAUCUACUAUAUCCCAAGGAGGAUAUUAUACUGUUGUUCCCAAAAAAGGGUGGCUUUUGUAUAAUCCAAAAGAUCCUGAUAAUCAAUUACACUGGUUUACAACUAUUCUUUCUGAAGCAGAAAAGAACAAUGAAUUUGUACACAUUUUAUCACAUAUACCUCCUAAUAGUAAUAGCUGUCUAAAAACGUGGGAACGAGAAUAUUUAAAAAUAAUCAAUAGAUUCUCACAUUUAAUAAAAGCUCAAUUCAAUGGCCAUACUCAUAAUGAUGAAAUAGCAAUAUUUUAUAAUUCUGAUAUGAAAGUAAACAAUGUUGCUUGGAAUGGUGGUAGUAUAACAACUUAUACAAAAUUGAAUCCAAAUUAUAAAAUAUACACAGAAGUAGCUGAUUAUCAAAAUUGGAUGUACGACCUCAGUUCUGCCAAUAAAAACAUUCAUGUAAGACCAAAUUGGUAUAAAUCGUAUUCCUUUAAAACAGAAUAUGGUCUCCCAGAUUUAUCUGUUAAAUCUUUAAAUAAUUGGCUCACUGGAGUAGCAAAGAAUGAAACACUAAUAAACAAGUAUUAUAGGUAAAUUUAAAGAUCAUUAAAUAUUGCUAAAUCAUAGUAAUUUAUUAUAAGAACUUAUUUUAUCAUUGUUUCAGGAAUUUUUAUAAGCAAGCUGAACCUUCUUUAGAAGAAACCUGUGAUAUAAAUUGUAAAAAGAAACUUUUAUGUAGAGUAAUUGUUCAGUCAAAAAAAAAAAUGCUAUGCGAUAGUAUUUUAACUUCUUCAGUACAUGUUUUAUAAAAAGAGUUAUAAGUGUGUAAUAUAUGUUUUUAAUAAAUAAAAGAAAUAAUGUUUCUCAAUAUCAAGUUAUAUUAAUGAUUUAAAAUAAUAAAUAACAUUACUAAAAAUUAUAUUAAUAAUAAUUUAAAUUAAUAUUAAAUAUAUAGACAUAUAUAUUUGAAGUAUAUAUAUAUAUGCAUUGUCAACUUUAAUCAUGAUUGUCAAUUUUAAUUCAUAAUAUUGUACUGAAGAGACUUGAAGGAUUAAAUUAUUAUAAUCGAAAUAAGAGAUCAAAUUUUUUCAUAUAAUAAUUUUAAUACAUUUGUAAUAUGAUUUUACCUAAUUAAAAUUUACAAAUUCUUAAUAGCAUCCAUAAGCUUCAUUUAAUAUUUUACAAAUCUAUCCAUUUCGCUAUUGAUUUAUCAAAAACUUUUUCUGAUGGAAUUUUAUCAAACGCAUUAAUCUAAAAGAAAAAUAAUAAAUCAAUCAAAAAUAAAUCAAAUUAUUAUAUAGUAUUUCAUAGAAAACAAUAGUACUUUCUAAUUACCUGUUUUCUAACAUAAAUUAAAAGUCUCUCUAGCUGUUCAGGAUUGUUACACUCUAAGAUAAAAAACCUUCUCCAUAAUGCACUAGCUAGUACUUUGUCAUCUGACAUAAUACCUUCAUCAUAACCAAUUAUAGCUGCAUUAAAUUGAUAUGAUAAGUCCAUUAGCUGUUUCUUUUUUGUUUUUUCAGUCAUUGGCUAAUAAAAAAAAGUUAUAAACAUUUUAUGUUACAAAUUGAUUAACAAGUAUCAAAUUUUAUGUAAUAAAAAUUAGAAUAGAAAUUAGAAAUAUAAAACUUAAACAUAGAAGGUUAAAAUUGAAAUAGAUCAAAAAUAAAUAAUAAUGCAUAAUUUAUUAAUUACUUACACCCAGUAGACCUAUUCUUACAGUAAUGUCUUGCCACAUAGCUUCAAUUAUAUUUUUUACAACCAGUUCACCUUUUUUUCCUUCGGCCAUAAAACGUACCAUUAACAUCCAAACAUGUAGUUCUGUGAUUAGGAACCAUGAGAAAAAUGUAUCUGACAUAUUAAAAUCUAAUAAAUAAAAAUAAAUUAAAUAAUUAUAAAAUUAUUAUAUACAAUGAGACUAUAUUAAAUCAACAAGAACUUAAGAACAAUGAUAUACCUUUGAAAAAUAUUGAAUAAUUAAGUCUGUCAGGAAUGUCAUCAUAUAAUUCAUAACCCAAUGCACUUAAGUUCUAAAAUACAAAGAAAUAUAAAUUGGGUUAAAUAUUAGAAGUACGUAUAAAUAUAAUUUUGAAUAAAAUGAUUGAUGCUGAACAAUUAUACUUACGUAUCUUUGUUUAUAAAGAUCAAAUCUAUGUGACAAGUUUUUAAUUACUCCAAAUUGACUUAUUGGUUUGAUUAGAUUUUUCGAUACUUGUGCAUUUUUAUAAAAGUAACGAAACUGAGGUCUUAUUAAAAUAUUUCUAUUAUUAUCAAUGAACUUACAUCUUGUAAUGUACUUCAAUGUUGACGAUAAUGGUGUCUUUCAUCACAAAUUAGUUCACAUCAUCCAUUAGAUCAAGAAAGAAGAAUUUAAUUAAUUAGAUAUAAAUAUAAAAUAUAAAAACAACAAUUAAAUUAUUUUUUACUAUUAAUGAAAUAAUUAAACCAAGGCAGUACAAAUAAAUAAAUAAAAUAUAUGAAAAAUAUAAAUUUAUAAAAAGACUUGAAAAUGCAUAUAAUAAACUUUUGUAUAUUAUUAAAAUUUAUAUAUUUGUAGAUUUAUAAAGUUAGUCAAUAUGUUGAUACAAUUGAUUACAUAGGAUGGAUAUAAAUCAUUAUAAUGAAUGUCAUUGUAAUGAUAAAUUUAAAUGAAUGAAUGAAUCAUGAAAAUAUAUAAAAAGGCAAAAGUAACAAAAAAAAUUAUUUAUAACAUAAGAAAUUAAAAUUAUUUACUAUUUUUAGCUGUUAACUAUCAUAACCUCCAUUAUAAAUGAAAAUAUGAGAUUUAACAGUUAUUUACCUUUCUUACACAGUGCAUCAUUCUGUUAUAUAUAUUUAAACUUUGUAAUAUAAUAUACUAUAAUAUAAAUACAUGUGACAUGUAAUUUUUAAAUUUUUAAAUUGAGAAAAUUAUAAGCCCUACGUGCUUUUCAAAUACAAACAUUUUUCACCACAUGAAUCUGAACACAAGCGCGGUAAUAUUUGAAACUAUGCGUUGCGAUAUGAACUAUGAUUUUACUAAAAGAUACUUUUUUGCAAGUGGUAUUUAGUCUCGAUAUUUAAAAAUUACUAAUUAUUAGAAAUUUAUUGUAUACUAAAAAUUAUAAAUAGCUUUUUUAAAAUGAUAAGUCUUCUACUUCUCAAUAUGUAAUGAUAAUUUUGAUAAUUUUGUUUUAUAUAUAAACUUUCUUCGAUGCAUGUAUUUGUAACAUGUUCCAUAUUUUCAAGUUUUCAAACGUUGAUAAAAUGAUAUUUAUUAUAAUAGGUACAUCUAGGCAUAAUUAUAGAUUAUUUUUGAUAAAUAAAUAAAAUUAAAUAUUUCAAUUAAAUAUAUUACCUUUCCUAUUCACUAAUAUUCUUUUAUGCAAAUAUCUUCAGAAUCAUUUUAAUAUUCAGUGGAAUAAAUGUCAAAAAAUGAGGCAAUAUUUUCAAAUUUCAACAUAAGAUUUCAUUAAAAAACAACUAUUUUCUUUUAAAUUCAAUAUGUUUGUUAAAAUCUAAGUAAAAAUCUAAAUUUCUAAAUUUUUUCUAAAAUGCAUUACUUCCUCAAUAAACUUUAAAGAUUUUAACUCACUUGCAGAGAAAUGUAUUAUCUCUUGAAGAAAUUAAAAGCUCUUUACAAUCUCAUUAUGUAUGCUCAUUAUGUAAAUACACAAAUAUACAUGCAUAUCAUACAAUCAAACAAUUACAGUUUUAAAAAUAUUUCUAAAUGAAAUCUUUUCUAUUUCUCUUUAUUACAUUUCUUUUAAUUUAAUUAAACAAUAUUACAGAAGUUUAUUUUUAUUAUUAACUGUGACAACAUAUACACUCAUUAAUUAACAAGAAUAAUGUAUGAUAAGAGUUUAGAAAUAAAUGAAAAAACUUUGAACUAAAUUUUUAGACUUGAAAAAACUCUAGGAAUAUGUAACAAAAAAUUCUGCUUGUUUUAAACAUCUAUUGUUUUAAACAUAAUUUAUAGCUUAGAUUUACUAAACUUUAAUAUAUCUGAUUAUUAAAAAUGUAUUUAGUAUUACAAAUAUAUUAAUUAUUAUAAUUUAUAAUAUAGUUAUCAAAAUUUUAACAAGAAAUCACUAA
Molecule: messenger RNA, 5572 nt
Organism: Heterotrigona itama
Lineage: Eukaryota; Metazoa; Arthropoda; Insecta; Hymenoptera; Apidae
Source: the annotation of a GenBank genome assembly